Messenger RNA from Penicillium salamii, 1812 nucleotides. The record is from the annotation of a GenBank genome assembly. Lineage: Eukaryota; Fungi; Ascomycota; Eurotiomycetes; Eurotiales; Aspergillaceae.
AUGAGACUCCCCAGCCUCCUCGUUUUGGCAUUGAGUCUGUGUGCCACUGCUGCAGCCUUUCCACAAGAUGAGGUUGAGGCUGCAAACCACAGGCACAUAACAAAAACCAAAACAACAAUCACUACCACUAAGUUACAUCCAACACACACGAAGUCUACCAGCACCAAGACAACCACCAAGAUCCACAAGCCAACAGGAACACCGUGCUCUGGCAAUACAGCUAGAACCAGAUCCAAGUGGUGCAACUACGAUGUGAACACAGACUAUACGAAGACUGUGCCCAACACUGGUGUGACUCGCGAGUACUGGCUCAGCCUUGAGGAUCUCAAUUUGGCACCAGAUGGCUUCAGCCGUUCAGUGAUGACCAUCAACGGCACCAUCCCUGGCCCGACCAUUUUCGCAGACUGGGGCGACUGGGUCGUCAUACACGUUGCGAACAAUCUGAAAGUAUCCAAAAAUGGGACUAGCAUUCACUGGCACGGCAUCAGACAGAACUAUACCAAUGGAAAUGAUGGUGUUGUCUCUAUUACCCAGUGCCCCACUGCGCCUGGCUCAACUAUCACCUACAAGUGGCGCGCUGAGCAAUAUGGUUCUUCUUGGUACCACUCUCACAUUGGCCUGCAAGCUUGGCAGGGUGUCUUUGGUGGAAUCAUCAUCAAUGGCCCUGCAACUGGAAACUAUGACAUUGACAAGGGCAGCUUGUUCUUGACUGAUUGGUCGCACCAGACGGUUGAUGAGCUUUCCAUCGUUGCUCAGACUGAGGGUCCUCCCAUAAUGGACACCGGUCUCAUCAAUGGAACUAAUGUCUUUGGUAACGGCACCAAUGCUACAGGCAAACAUUUCCAGAUGAAGGUCAAUUCAGGAUCGUCGUAUCGACUACGAAUCGUCAACUCUGCCAUUGAUACUCACUGGAAAUUCAUGAUCGACAACCAUACCAUGACAGUCAUCGGCAUGGAUUUCGUGCCCAUCAAGCCUUUCCAGGCAGAGUAUAUCAACAUCGGAAUGGGCCAACGCUACGACGUAAUAAUAACAGCCAACCAACGACGAAUCUCCGACUCAUUCUGGAUCCGCGCCAUUCCCCAAGAAGCAUGUUCCGAAAACGCCAGUCCAGACAACAUAAGAGGAAUAAUGUACUACGGCAACACACCACGAACACCAACCACAAACCCCUUCACCUUCAACGACAGCUGCAUCGACGAACCAGCAAGCAGUCUCAUCCCCCAAGUCCCCAAGACCGUCUCCGCAGCAGACUGGAGCGACAUGACCGACGUAACAGUAGGCCGCAACUCCGCCAACCUCUUCCGCUGGUAUCUCAACAGCACAACGAUGCAAGUCCUCUGGGAAGACCCGACUCUCCUCCAACUCCACAACAACGAGAACACGCCCAAUUUCACUGUUUCCAGUGGUGUUAUUGAACUUCCUCGUCCGCAUGAGUGGGUUUAUCUCAUGAUUAAUACGAGUAUCCCUGUUGCGCACCCGAUUCAUUUACACGGGCAUGAUUUCUUUGUUUUGGCGCAGGGAUCGAAUCCGUGGGAUGGGGUUGUGCAUACUGCGAAUCCGCCGCGUAGGGAUACGGCCAUGUUGGUUGGGAAUGGGUUUUUGCUUAUUGCGUUUGAGACUGAUAAUCCAGGGGCUUGGCUUAUGCAUUGUCAUAUUGGAUGGCAUACGGAUGAAGGGUUUGCGUUGCAGUUCUUAGAGCGGGAGAGUGAGAUUGAACCGUUGAUUGAUUUUGGUGGGUUGAAAGAGAAUUGCGCUUCUUGGAAUGCUUAUGAUGAGGCAUUUAAUAUUGAGCAGAUGGAUUCGGGGGUUUAG